Molecule: messenger RNA, 3228 nt
Organism: Leishmania braziliensis MHOM/BR/75/M2904
Lineage: Eukaryota; Euglenozoa; Kinetoplastea; Trypanosomatida; Trypanosomatidae
Exons: 1
Coding region: 1-3228 (1075 amino acids)
Molecular function (GO): endopeptidase activity; signaling receptor binding
Source: RefSeq, a predicted model, not a curated record
AUGCUCCGCAUUCAUCAAAGAGUCAUGUGGGCUUCUACGCCUGUGGCCAGCGCGGUGCUUGUGCUUGCUGCAGUGCUGGUACUGUUCCCCGGAAGCACGGCUGCGGAGCCCGCCUACGCAGCUCGCGCCACCGCUGCUGGCUCCACGUGCGACAGCCGCACCCAUGUCUACUACCAUCCCGAUGGGCAGGACUACCGUGGCACGGUGAACGUGACCGAGAGUGGUAUUCCGUGCCAAAUGUGGUCUUGGGGGACUCCACACAGCCACAUGAUUCCACUUGACUCUGCCACUGGAGUGGGAAGCCACAACUACUGCCGCAACGCUAAUGGACUGGAGCGGCCUAGCUGCUUCGUUGCCACCCCCGGUGGCGGCUACCAGUUUUGCGCGAUCGGGGGCGUCUGCACGGAGCGUUCUUUUGCGAAGCCGACGGUGCAGUUCUGGCCUGUGAGCGGGACUCAGAUCGCCGCCGAUGGAGGUAGCAACUACGUGGCUCUUAGCUGCUACCCCCGACCGUGCAGGAUCCACUACGUGCUCGGCGCUGAGGCGCUCGCAUCGGCAACGUCGCCCGUGUAUACCCAGCCAAUCUUGCUCGAGGGGUCGACGACAGUGAAGGCGUACGUGAUGUACGAGACGGCGGACCCGAUGCGAGUGCAGGCGUGGUGCACUGUGAUACCAGCCACAACAGCGGCCCCAGACAGCUCGACACGGUUCAUUCCCAGCGAUGCCGCCGCGUACCACUACCCCAUCUUUGUAGAGCUGCAGGGUGCCACGAAUGCUAGCCACGUACUUCUCUAUUGGAACGACGACUUGGUGAACCCCACCACGUACACAGGCGGUGUUUUUCGCCCGAAGACCUCGACGAGCAUCGUGGCGGUAGUGAACAGCACCCACUUGGUGGCCGCCAGCUACAAGCUGAAUAUUACGGCACCGCCUCUGCAGGUCUUCCCGCCCUCUGGCACCUAUCUUGGAGGCGUGAGCGUGCUUGUCGUGGACCCGCAGUCGCCAGCGAUGUACUACAUGUACGUGAACCGUUCUGCCGAGUGGGAGUCACUAGAUGCGCUUCUUUUCCCAUGGACUGCCAUCGGCACCAGCGAGCCUGGCGCGUACACGGUAACGUGCCCCUACGCAGACGAUUUGAAGGCGACGCAUGCGACGACGGGGAUCCUGCAGUGGGUCGCUGUGCCGAUGCAGCUGCCAACCUUCACCCCCGCGUGCGGCACCAACUUUCCGGCUAUCGCACUCUCGUUGCAGGUGGGAUUGAGCGUGUCGAGCUUGCCGCGGGGUGGUCUGGCCACGUUGUGGUUUGUCUCCGCCUCGGCAACCGAUGGGGCACGCAUCCCCAUGAUCACCCGAUCCACCGAUGAUGACGGCGUCUUUGUGUACGAUAUCUUUCAGAGCAAAUCGAUCCAGGUGCCCACCACGAUGGAGGUGUACGUGACGUCACGCUCGUUAGAUCCCCUCGAGGCGGACAGUCCACAGGCCACGUGUGCAUACUCUCUCUACCCUCUAGGCGCGUCAACCACGCCGUACUUCUCAGCGAUUCCCAACUGUGCCACGACGAGUGUGCCGGUGAGCCCGUCCUGCGUUAUGGCACUCAGGCUGCAGCUUGCCUCAUGCCUGCACUUCUACACCACCGAGUUGCUCUCGAUAGAUUGCAUCGGUCCGAUAGUGUUGAUGCGCAUGACGGGCUUAGCGGCGGCGAUUCAGUCGGACAUGUACACCCGCAUGGGUGCGUGUCUCGCUGAUCUGCAGCGCCGCGGUGUCUUCUCAGACGUGCGCAAUGAAACAAGCGGCGAGAUGGUGCUGGCGAUGUCGUGGCACGUGGCCACGCCAACACACAUGGCGGCGCAGGUCUAUAGAGGGCUACCAACUACCGUGCACAUAACCGGCUUCCACGCCGAGGCAGGAGCGUACCACCUGGUGCGCAGCGACGACAACUGCGAGGAUCUCGGCGUGCUGCCCGAGACCACUCUCUCGCGGCCCCCGUAUGCCACGGCAGCCGCCGGGUCGUCGCCUGUUUCGCCCAGCAGUGCCGGCUCCAUUUACCUCACCUUUCGGGUGCCCUUCGCGGGGCAGUACAAGCUCUGCAGCUAUAUCAGCGACUCCCUCUACGAAGUGCCCUUCAGCUCCUCUGAGGUUGGCGCUGCCACCCCCGCGGUCACCCAGUACUUGGAUGUGGUGGUGCAACCGUGGCUCAUUGUGUCCGCCACGCCGGCUGAGGAGCGCGGGGGUCUCGUGCCGUAUGAUAUGGAGGGGGUUCCUUUCGCCCUUUCCAUGGCCACCACUCCGGCGGGCGCGUACGCGUCCUUGGCGUACUCGUCCAACAGCGCAGACUGGCAGUCAGUGCCAUUCCCGAUCGAUGUGACGACGAAUCUUGGUGGCGCUGUGUCGGUCAGCGUCGGCCCCCUGAACCAUCAAACGCGGCCACUCGAGGUGCUUGACGCUUCUCUCGUCCCCGCAAGCGGUGCUGCGCAGACAUCUCUCUUUGUCUCUGCCGCGAAUCCAUUGGUGCAGCGAGAGCGCAUCACUUACCUCUUUUACACGGUGAGCGCUAGCGAGGUGCCUGCGCCCCUGACAGGGGUGAUGCUGCUGCUGCAAGGCCAGUUCCAGCCAGAUGAACUCAUCGUGAUCGAUGUAUAUGAGAAUGUCUCAUUGACCACCGCAGGCGACAGAGCAUCCUUCUCGCUGCAGCUGCUGCGCCGUGUGACGGCACGGCCUUCCGCGGCAACGGCGUACACAGUGGCUUUGCCAGACGCCGUCCUCGGCCUGCCUGCCGGUCUGCAACACAUACCGUACGUGGUCUACGCAACGCUUGAUGGCGCUCACGUAACGACGUCCCCGCUGUCAGUGGCACUGUCGCCGUUGGCACUCGCCAUGACAUCCUGCACGACGUGCUCCUCCAGGCUCUGCUACAACGAGUAUUGCUUGUGCAAGAACAAGCGUACGAAGGUGGUCUUUAUUUGUGAGACGGACAGCGGUGAAAGCGGCAGUAACGACAGCGGAGACUUACCAGAUGGGAGCGGUUCUAAGUCAUCGUCUUCUACCUCCGACUCUGGCGACGACAACGAUAUAAAGCCUGCGACCAUGAGUCAGAGACUGGCGUUUUUGUUCGCCUACUUAGGUUUGCUAGCGCUCAUUGGGGGGUACAUUUUAAUCUCCAUGAGGCGCAGCGGCACUCGCCGCGAACGAGCUCUACACGCGCAAGACAUUUCCAUAGAAAGCUCGUAA